This is a messenger RNA of Pleurotus ostreatus (oyster mushroom), 1419 nucleotides long. RefSeq lists its product as uncharacterized. The record is from RefSeq and is a predicted model, not a curated record. The transcript has 5 exons. Gene Ontology annotation, cellular component: membrane. Bases 1 to 1419 code for a protein of 472 amino acids. Gene Ontology annotation, molecular function: molybdate ion transmembrane transporter activity. NCBI's taxonomy places the organism in Eukaryota, Fungi, Basidiomycota, Agaricomycetes, Agaricales, Pleurotaceae. Gene Ontology annotation, biological process: molybdate ion transport.
AUGCUUGGCUUCUACGAACUUCAAUUGACAUGUCUGGCCGUAUUCUGCGCAGUCGCUCUCUUCAUUGACCACCGCACGUCACGACGACAAGGCCCUAAAGAUACCCCGGAAUCCAGGCUUGAGAAUGGCAAACUCGGUUCCGCUGCAGGGUUCGCUGCGCUUGCCAGACAGUACCUGGCGGUCUACGCUAUUGUAAUGGGCGAGUACUGUGCCGACUGGCUGCAGGGGCCGUAUGUUUACUCGCUCUACAGAGAGCAGUAUAAAUUCCCUGAGCGACUCGUCGCAGUCCUUUUCGUGACCGGCUUUGUUUCUGCAGGGCUCACAGCGCCUCUCAUAGGUGUCUGGGCUGAUCAACAUGGACGGAAACGGAUAUGCAUGGCGUUUUGUAUCACGUACACUUUGGCCUGCUUGUGUAUUCUCGUCCCAUGGCUCCCUGUCCUCCUCAUCGGCCGCGUUCUGGGUGGAAUAUCCACGUCAAUCCUCUUCUCCGCGUUUGAGUCGUGGUUAAUCUCGGCUUCUACCUCCCAAGGUCUCCCCCAGCAGGACCUUUCCACUAUCCUCGGACGUGCGACACUCCUGAACGGACUGGUCGCCACUGGUGCUGGUGUGGUAAGCAAUCAACUCGUCGCUACAACCUCGUCAUUCGCAUCGCCCUUCAUUGCGAGUGGCGGCCUCCUUAUCCUCGGUUGGACCGUCAUUCGCUCCCUCUGGACAGAGAACUACGGAAGCGGAGGCGGCACGAACGAUACCACGGACAUAUUUCAGAUGAAGAGACUUGGUCAAGCGCUGCACAUCGUUCGAUCUGAUCCAUUCCUCCUUGCCCUCGGCCUGACACAGACGUGCUUCGAGGGGUCGAUGUAUCUGUUCGUCUUCCUGUGGGUGCCUUCGCUUCAAGAAGCCUCAGCCACAUUCCCCGCUGUUGCACUUCCAUUGGGCUACAUAUUCUCCGCUUUCAUGAUCUCCAUGAUGCUCGGGUCACUGCUUUACACGGUCAUAUCGUCGCGCUCGCAACCACAAUCCGGGUCAGACUCGUCGUUGGUGCUUCACGCGAAGUUGAGCAGUCUCGUGUGCGCUGUAAGCGCGCUGGCACUUGCAACGAGCGUCCGGUCGAAGGACGAACAUGUGCGAUUCUGGGCGUUUUGCGCGUUCGAGGCGUGCGUCGGGAUGUACUAUCCCGUGCAAGGCAUGCUGCGUGGAUCCCUUAUUUCCAACGAGCACCGAGCCACUCUAUCAUCGCUGUUCCGGGUGCCUUUGAAUGUAUUUGUGGUAAUCUCGCUGCUGACGGGCGUGUCGUCGGCGCGAUAUGCUGUUCUUUCAGCUAGCGCCAUCAUGCUGGCAGUCUCGGCGGUGACAACGGCGCUUGUGAUCGUCAAUCGCGCCGACGGGAUCACUGCCGAUGAGAACCCUCGUACUGCCUGA